Messenger RNA from Limanda limanda (common dab), 2967 nucleotides. RefSeq names its product estrogen-induced osteoclastogenesis regulator 1b (gene eeig1b). The transcript is spliced from 12 exons. The coding region runs from base 134 to 1330 and encodes 398 amino acids. The record is from RefSeq and is a predicted model, not a curated record. NCBI's taxonomy places the organism in Eukaryota, Metazoa, Chordata, Actinopteri, Pleuronectiformes, Pleuronectidae.
GCUCCGGUGAAGACCCGGGACUCCGCUCCUCUGUGGCGGGACAAGCUGCACGGUUCUCCCGGUCCCAGGAGGACAGCGACCGCACGUCUGGACGAAGAUAACGUGGAGGAACGAAGGUUUCACCUCCGACGUGAUGAGUUCACUGCCGCAGCUCAGCUCCAGGACGUUUCUGGUGAAGAAGAAGAAGUUUAAGUUCCAGGUGCACUUCUCUCUGGACCAGCUGACCGCGGUGCCCUUCGUCAACGGGCUGCUCUUCUGCAAGAUCCGGCUCAUCGAUGGAGGAGACUUCUCCGUCCUCUCGUCCAGGGAGGAGGUGCAGCAGAACUGUGUUCGAUGGAGGAAGAAGUUCUCCUUCGUGAUGAAGAUGAGCGCCAGCCACGCCUCCGGAGUGUUGGACCCGUGCGUCUGCAGAGUGUCUGUACGCAAGGAGCUGAAAGGAGGAAAAGCCUUUUCCAAGCUCGGCUUCGCUGAUCUCAACAUGGCAGAAUUCGCCGGAUCCGGCUCCACAGCUCGCUGCUGCCUCCUGGAGGGCUACGACACCAAGCACACCCGGCAGGACAACUCCAUCCUGAAGGUGACCAUCGGGAUGAGUCUCCUCUCCGGGGAUCCCUGCUUUAAAACGCCGCCCAGCACGGCCAAGUCCGUGUCCACCGGGGACCAGGACCCGAGCCUGCAGCCGGACCGCAAGGGAGAGAGCACUGCUGCCACGGUGCAGCCACCAGGGGGCGUCCUGGAGGGAGCUCACUCCGGCAAACCACGACAGCCGUCGGUCCGGAGCUCAGGGCUGCCUGAAGCGGGGGGGAAUCCAGAUGACGUCUUUCACUCGGGUCAUUUCCGCAGCUCCAGCUACGCCAGCCAGCACAGCAAGAUAUCAGGUUACAGCACGGGUCACUCUCGCUGCUCCAGCCUGACCGACCUCAGUCACCAUAGAAACGCUUCGUCCAGCAGCAGCGCUUCCUGUGGACAUGCCCACUCGGCCCCGCCUCCUCCCUCCAGCCCCACUGAGACACAGAGGCAGGCCACGCCCACCAGACCGGAGCGGCCGCCUCCCCCUUCUGCAGCGGCGUUCAUGUCCAACAGGUCGUCCAGGAGGAAGGCGGACCCUCUGCAGCGACACCACAGCUGCGUGGACGACACUCGAAUCGACGCCGACGACAUCGUGGAGAAAAUCCUCCAGAGUCAAAACUUUUCUGACGGCAGCAACAACGAAGACAGUAACCUGCGUCUGUUUGUCAGUCGAGACGGGACGACGGCGCUCAGCGGCUCGCUCGCCAACAGAGGAACUCCUGGUGUCUUCGAGCCGGUCGUCAUCGAGACCAACGGAACCUGAAGGCAUCUCCGGAGCGCCGCUGACCGGGCGCCACGCUGCAGCUUCAGUGAACAUCUCCGUUCUGCACCAGAGGAUUUUUACUUUUCAGAUCUGUGACAUUUGACUGAACAGAGAUUCAAGGAUGAGUCAGCAACACUCCCAGGGAAACCUCCACCAACACUUGAACAAAACCCUGAAAAAACCACCGACUGUGAGAAGUGUAGUGCAACGAUGCGUUCAGGCUCCUUGUCCACUCCGUGACUCACAGCGUCCACAUCUGGUGGACACGUCUCUGUUCUCAGCUUCAGUUCAUGUUGUGGUCUAACGUCGGCCUGAUGAUGUCACGCGUCAAACUCCUGGCGAUGAUGAUGUCAUUGUUUUCCUACGAGUUGACGAGGAUCCUCUCGACUCGACCUGGAACUGGAUCGAAAGCUUUUAUCAUAUUUUAAAGUUAUUGGAUGAUUGUUUAGAAAAUGAAUAUAGUAUUUUGCACAUUUUUUAAAAACCACUAAAAGGAAAUGGAGAUGGUACAGAUUUUUUAAAACGGCACAUGACAUGUUUUUAUUUUAGAGUUCUUCAGUCAGAUCAAUGCUUCUUGUUCUCGGACAGAAUCGAUCGUGUGGUCGGCCAUUUGAAACGUCUUGUCUCCUAUAGGUUCUCGCUCUGAAGGCUCCAGAUUCUUGUUCAUUUCUGCAUGAACGUUUAUUCAUUACUCAUAAGUUUAUGAAUCGUUAGUUAUUACAGAUGUUGUAUAAAUCUGGAGUUACUUGUUAACAAUGCAGUUUAAAGCUUUAAAACGUGUAUGAUUCAAUAUCGAUCACGUCACGGUUCUAGCGUAGAAUGAAAGUAAACAUGGAACCAAAGGUGAAGCCAAGUCAUCUUGAUGGCCCCCUGGUGGCUGGCUGCAGUACAGGCUUCUCUCAGCCAAGCUGCUCUCCACAGUUUGACUCAGUUAUUGAUACAUAAACGGGCUGAGAUGUCAUGAUUGACAGAUGAGCCUGACUCAGGAUUGGUCGAGCACAUGGCAGGAAUAUCAUAAAAAUAAAGAUGGACAACAUGAAGGCUCUUGAAACGGAAGCAUCUUUAUCACCCCCUGGUGGUGAAAUGUCCACUGCACAGAGUCUGACUACAAAUUAUUUUGUCACCAAAAGAUGGCAGCGUUCGUAUCUGUGAUGUUUUGGAUUCAUUUCAGUUUGGAUAUAUAUAUAAAGAUAUAUAUAUAUAUAUAUAAUUUUGGGUCCAGCAGGCUGGUCUUAAGAUUCUUUGAGGGUUUUUUGUUUAAGCUCAAAUCAAACACUUGUAUUUUACACUGACGUCUGAUGAAUCGUUGUGUUGAUGAAUCAUUUUUUCAACUUUGAUUUGUUCCAGACAUGAUUUUCCUUUUCUUUGUUGUCUGUGAUUUUGUGAUAUAAUUGUACGACCAUGUACUUUUGUUCAUGCAUGAGGUGAAUGGGAUUUUUCUCUUCUUAUUGAAUGAAUUUAAACUGAAUAAUAAUAAUGGGAUUAUGUUGCAUUUGUACUGGUGAUACUGAUAUAAUUUCCUUUAUAGGGAGGUUUUGGUGAAGAGAAUAUAAACAUAUUUUAACUGUUGUAACUUAAAGUCAAAUUGACAUUGGAGCUAUAAUCAUCAAAUGAGGAAAAUAAAGAAUAUAUGCAUA